AACGAUCAAAUUAAGAACAAUGCGUUUACCACUACACAUAAGUGAUGUAGCAUGUUAGAGAAGAUUACACAAAGGCCAAUGUGUCCACAUGUAUGUAUCCCUUUACAGCGAACAGAUUAAUCCGAUUACUUAAUGCGACCCAAGUGCGUGCACGAGAACUGAUAACCUUGAGUUAAACAUCUUGAAAGUUUCCGACACGAUUUCCGUGCAAUUCAGAGCCACUGAGAGGGUAUUUGAGGCAUAUUCACAACUUUAAAGAUGACCCCGUUUCGAGAAAACGACCAAUCUUGAUCAAUAUUUGUACAAUUAAUUUGAAAUCAACAGCUCGGACACAAGAGGUACGCCAUUUGCAAGUUAAUACUGUUAGCAGUGUUUAGUUGCCUGGAUCAACAAAUUAUUGCGAGAUGUUUACUCAAACGGGUCCCCGCGGAGUUUUUCCACAAAGCUUUCGCGCCGCCCCUUCCAAUCUGUCCCAUGUCAUUUGAUGCGUUAACUUCAAACUCUCCUACAACGUAAAAUUUCUUUACAUGACAAGUUCCUAGCGCGCUUGAUCGUCAACCUUUGAUUCGGAUCUUUUGCACUUCUUUUGUUGCAGCGUUUGAAAAUGAAACUCGCGCAGGCCGUAAUUCUCUCGGGGAUUUUGCUCAGCUUUAUUUUGGGUGCGUUGACUUGUUCGCCGCCAAAGGGUUGGUUUCCACUGAACGCUACAGCGCGAGUUGGAAAAGCUGACAUAGUGAUUUAUGGAACCGUACGGGCGAGUCCCAGACGAAAAUCGAAGAACGACCCUAAGGAAUUAUACAGCGCUCUCUUUGAAGUGCACUGUACCCUCAAGGGAGGAAAACUGCCUCAAUUUAUCAAUGUCUCGGGCUUCAGUGGCUUUGCUGGACUGUGUACGCAUUCUACCGCGUACUUAAACAAAACAUACAUUGCAUUCAUUCGUAGAGCUGUUAGCUCAAAGACCAACACAACACGAUUCCUUGUUGACGAACUGGAUAACCUUCAAGAAGCAACAAUCCCUAUCAAAAAAAACAAACGUGUGCUAAAGGACAUUGUGGAAAUGGUCGGAAAGAAUGCAACUUUACCGAUGGGAGCAUCUGAAGACACUUUGCCUGGAUGUCCCAAUUUUUUACCUCCGUGCCACUUUAGAAAAGGCUACAAUAAAGAGAGACUUUUUAUUCGGCAUCCAAGAUCACACAAGCACAAAAAAAGAAGGCGCAAGAAGUGUCAUGAUGUCACCAUUCUGUCUACACAAAUGACUCGCACAACAAAAAAACUGUCCUCCAGAAUGAGUGAUAUGUCAGCAAACGAGCGCACGGAAUCAAGUUUGCUCUCAACGACGGUCAAAAGACACGUGGAAGUAAGAUUUCUGCAACACAGUGACUUCCUAAGUAAUGCAGGCGUACGAACACAAAAUAUUUGUUGGUGUUUCGUGUUGAUUUUUCACGGUUUGGUGUUGGUGAAGUGGCACCAGACUUGAUAUAAUAGCUUUGCUGAGGCAAGGUAAACAAAUUCCGACGCAAAGCGAUGAAAGUGCGUUUGGAUACAUGUUACGUCGAAAGGCCGUGAAUCACGAUCCUUUACCACGCGAUAUUCAUUAGCUCCUCGCACAGAAUCAACUGUUCUAUUAGUAAUCGAGCAGGAAAGAUCACCGAUUUUUAAGUAGGACUCAUUAUUCAGUGCAAACAUGCUACUUCAACUGGAGUGUCAUUUACGACACAAUUACCACGAACACUAUGAAACGGAAAUGUACAAUGUAUAUUAACACGUGUGUUCCUGUUUUACUAAAUUACAACGUCAGGCGCACGUGUAAUCGGCGGUUCCGGCCAGUUUGUCCGUGAACUUGACGUGGGAAAGGAAAAAAAACAUCAUUACAGAGUUAAUUUCACGGGUCUGCAAUUUUAGAGCUUCUCCGGCAUCGUUUCGGAACGAGAGCAGAGCCUUGAAUGUGAACUUUGUUCAUGCAUUUCGUAGACAUAUUUAUUGCGUCAUGAAAGACAGACAGGCUUCAGUUGAAAAUCCGCGUAAUAGAUAUUAGAACAGAACUAGGGUGAAGUAUCACUCAGUGUCAAUAACGUAUUUUAAUUUGACGCAGAAGAGAAAUCGAACUUCGAAGUUACAUUUUAACCGAGGCGGCUGAAAAACAUUUGUGUAAGGCUGAUCGUUUAUUGUUUACAAAUAACCAUGUUUAAAAAUCAUUAAGGAGCCUGUAAAUAAUAAUAAUAGGAGAUAUUCGUUGACAAAGACUGUUUAGUUGAACUUCGACUUCCACUUAAUCUUCAUAAGGCAAAGAACGAUUGCGUGAAACCACGACAAUUAACUUAGUCCGACGAUUCUGUGUUCAUAGGAGAAAAUGCGUGAAACCACCUAAUUUGAAUAGUCUUGGUCUUAAUGUGAUACGAUUAACUAAUAAUUGGAAUCUAAAGCAUCGGAAAUCAGAGGAACAAAAACAAUUUGGACAAGUUAAAGGGGUCUUAAACUAGAAGGCUCCAAAAAACCAUAAGCAGCCUAAGUGAGUGUAAUAAGAUUUACGAGAUAUCUCUCUUUGUUGUGAAUGGCGUCAAAGAAAUCACUACUAAUCUGUUAAUUCCGUUUUUUUAUGAAGAGGGAUUAAUGUCAGUUUGAGGGCAAAUUAUCAGAUUUUGAUUAGUCAUUAUCUCACGGUGGCUUGAUAUUAAAGGCGAAUUUUCAAAGACUCUCCGCAUAAUGGCGGCAACGGACACGCGAGAUGUAAUUAUAAUUAAAGUAGAAUUAACAAGCCACAGCCUAAAUUCCUGCUUUUUGAUUUUGUAUGUAAAUAAACUGCAGAGUUUUGUUAACAGCCUUGGCGGCUCAGACCGGAUAUUGGUAAAAACAGCUCUCGGAAACUUGCAUACCCUUUUUUUCAAUUUUUACUAUUAUUUUUUUUUACUUUCGGAUUGAAGACGUUUAGACUGAUCAUGAACUAAGAUGGAUUUUGUGAUCGAGUACAGUUUUAAUAAAACGGGUGAAAAUACCCA
Pocillopora damicornis (cauliflower coral) is the source of this 2996-nucleotide messenger RNA. RefSeq lists its product as uncharacterized. The record is from RefSeq and is a predicted model, not a curated record. Lineage: Eukaryota; Metazoa; Cnidaria; Anthozoa; Scleractinia; Pocilloporidae.